AGGUCACACUGUCACCACGAGUGAAAGAAACGAAAUAAAAGAUUUUUUUUGUUGCACAUGCAAAUAAAAUAAUUAAGACUUUGUGCAAGUGGUACAAAUUGUAUACUAUAUUUUUUAUGAUUGUGCGUGUGCGGGUGGUGCGUGCAGAGAGUAACAGUGUUAAUUAAACCAGUAGUCGACGCGACAGGAAAGCCUAGUGGAAAAGUUGCUUGCAGAAUUCGUCGUGUCAUUUGGAAAAAAGAGUGCCGCGGCAAGUGAAUCUGAAGCACGAAUUAUUCAUUGGCAGCAGCCACCCGCCGCACUGUCGUGGGUCCGCCCGCACGCAAAAACAUGAAAGAUUUGCCACACAAUUGAAUUACCAUUGGCGAACCAUUAAAGUAAAAACUUCAAUGUUUGGCGUUUGUCGUGUUCAUGUGCUGUGCAUAUCCUGAGAUACGUCCAGAAACGCCAAACCAAAUCCGAUUGCACCGACGGUCGUCAUCAUUGCCAACUGCGUUGCCAGUGUAGCGCAGUCGUUCCAAUUAUGGCGCAGCAAACGCAGCAGCCGGUUGCACAGCAGCAGCAGCAGCAGCAACAACAGCAACAGCAGCAGCAGCAACCGCCACCAGCGGCGACGCCAGUGUCCACACCAACGACGCCACAGCCGCCGCCCAUUAACAACAACAACAACGGCAUUGUGUCGUCAUCUAACAAUAAUAACAACGACAAUGGCAAUGGCAACGCAGUGAAUGCUGUGCCCACAGUAUACAAUCAGCAGCCUCAAGCUCUGUACAUGUCCACUGCCCAUGGAGCAGCGCAUCAUCCGCACAUGCCACAUCAUCCGUUCCAUCACUCUGCGAUGCUGCCGGCCCCCAACAAUGUCUUUGUGAACAAUGUGACUGCCCAUGUGAAUCUCCAUAACUGGCCGCAGACCGCCUACAUGCCAGGCGGAGGUGCUCCGACCCAUUAUGUGAGUGCGCAUGGCGACUUGCCACCGGAGCAGGGCAAUCCGCUAAUACCGCAAAUAGCGCCAAUGCCACACCAUCAAGGCAAUCCGAAUGGCCACAUUUCAUCCGGUAUGGGCGGACGCAAUCGUGGACGUGGCCGCGUACGCGGCGGUGGCGGUGGCCAACGUCGCGGCGACUACCACGGACAACGCCACAUGCAACAGCAACUGCAGUUGCCGCCGCAGCAGCCACAGCAACUGCAACCGGACGGCACCAGCCCGGCACCAAACGCCAUGCAACUGCAACCGGACCAGAUGGUGCCGCAGCAACCGCCGGAGGCACAGCUGCAGCCAGUGUCCUAUUACGCUCCGCAUCCGUACGCUGCAUAUGGCGGCUAUCAGGGCACCUAUUUUGCGCCGCAUCACGGCCCCAUACAAGCGCCGCCAACUGCGACAGGCACUCCACAUCCGGCCACUGGCAUGCCCUUGUAUAUAUCUCAUAUACCGCUCUACAAUGGCGCACCCAUGUACAACUACAUGGGUGGCUGUUUCUACCAGCCACUUAUGCAGCCGUCUGAAUAUCAAUACUUGCCCGACGACGCUGGCCAGCCGCAGGGCGGCGUAGUUGAUGACCGCCAGGUUUGGCAUCCAACGCAUAUGUAUGCCGAAGAUUACCAGGAGAUGGCGCAUGCGAAUGGCGAUGAGCUCAACCACAACAGCUCAACGUUGACCUCACCGGAAACGUCGAACAUGUUGAGCCCCAACUAUCCCAUCUACGAUACUCAGCAAAUACACGAGAUGCAACAGCAGAUGGGCGUUAUGCAGAUCUAUGAAGAUGGACAGCUGGCUCCUCUUCAGGCCAUGCAUCCCAUUGCCGCUCCAGUGCCACAGUAUGAUGAUGAGCUAUCCGAAUGUGGAGCUGCGCCUAUUGCUGGCAUGCCCGCUGCUUGGACAUUGCCAGCAGAUGGUCCGCCUCAGCCCAUGCUGGUUCAGGCCGUUCCCUCACAUCAUAUCAUUCAGCCACAACCUCAGCCAACAAUUUGCAUCGAACAGCAGCCGCAACAGCAACAGCAACUGCCGGUCCAACCACCUCAAGCGGAGACGCCCACCCCACCAGCUCCACAGGAAGCGCUGGUUAAUAAAACGCUGCUCACCAACAACAACAACAACAACAACAAUAACAAUAAGAGCAACAACGAGCUGACUUUGGAGGAGACACCGAUUGGCAGCAACGAGAAGCCGCAGAAACUUGAGCUGGACUACCAACAGCAGAAGGUGGAUAAGCAUCAGCAGGCAUCUAACCUGGUUGUAUCCAUUGCCACCGUAGCACCGCAACAGCACCAGCAGCAGCAAGUGGCCGUGCCACCGCAGCAACACCAGCAGCAGCAAACUUCGCCAGUUGUGCCCCAGCCACAGCAGCAACAACAACAAACGGCAGCUCACAAUGAGCAACAUGGACAGCAGCAGCAGCAGCAGCAGCAGCAGCAGCAGCAUACACCCCAUCAGCAACAGCAGCAGCAGCAGCAACAGCGUAAGCCACCUCAGCAGCAGUACAACAACUCGCAGCAGCAAGUGCGUCGCAAGUACUCCUCCGAGUACAACCACCAGCAGAAUCACCACCACCAUCAGGGCAGCAGCGACACUGCCAUACAAACCACCAAGACGAUGUCGUGGACAAACUCCGCCCAGCACAAGAAGUCCACGCAGUCGGUGGCGGUCACAGCAUCGCCCAACACUGUAAACAAUGGGGCAACUGUUGCUGCGGGUGCAGGUCCAGCUGCUGCUGCUACAAGUGGAGCAACUGCAACAUCCACUGGGGGCGGCUUCAAUAAGCCGUCCAGCACCGUUGGCGGCGGCAUCUACAGUCAUCCCACCAAGACCUACACCAACCAGCAGCAUUACCAGCAACAGCAGCAGCACUAUCAGGGCAACUACAGCAGCAACAACAGCAGCAACAACAGUAACAGCAGCAGCACUAGCAACAACAACAGUCAGCCACAGGUGCGCACAUAUGGCACGAUGAAGGUGCCCUCAUCGCCUGUUGCAAGCUCGGCUCCAUCGCUGGAACGCAAGAUUAGUGGGCAGCAACAGCAGCAGUCACAACAGCUGGGCAACAGCAAUACAACAACAACAGCAACUACCUCAACGGCUAGCAUCACUGCGACGCCGCAACAGUUUCAACAACAGACGUCCACUGAAAGUCUGUCCAACAGCACAAACAAUGCAACAGUACCGCCGCAGCAACAACAACAACAGCCGCAGCAGCAACAUGGCCAAUAUGCUCCAGCUGCCAAAGCCUAUGCGAGCUAUGGAGUCAAGUCAAGAAACAUCACUCAAAACUCGAGCACAGACGCCUCCUUCAGUGCAGCUGCAACUGCUGCAGCUGUGCAGCCGGCGCUGAACUUGGCGCCACCCGCACCGCCUGCUUCGCAGAGCGCCAGCAGCGCGGACAGCGGCCAGCCCUCUUGGGCCAGUCUCUUCUCCAGCAAGAAGCCCGUGGCCAAGGUGGCGCCCUACGAGGGCAACAAGUCCCAGCAGCAGCAGCAGCAGCAGCAGCAGCAGCAACAGCAACAACUGCAGCAACCACAGCCGCAGCAGUCGUCGCAGAUGCCAGUGGUGCCACCACAGUCACAAGCAGCACCACAGCAAUUGCCUGCGCCACAACAGCAAGUGGCCUUUGCGUCGCCUUCGCAGAACCUGCCCAACGUUCAUCAUCAGUUGCAGUCGCCGACGCCGGUGCCGGCGCCAACUGGCCCGCUCAUCACACCGGGCGCACUCUCCUAUUCGGCGGCCUCGGCACAGGCUGUGCCGGCCUCUGUGGCCCCACCCGCCUCGGCAGCUGUGAAGCCGCUGAAAGGGGAGCCGUCGCGCGCCGCCCAGCUCGACGAGUGGACCAACAAAUACGCCGACUUCUUGAUACGUUACAAAACCAACCUGACGCCCAUUAGCCUGCGGCCGCGUGGCCUGACUAACCGAUCCAAUUACUGCUACAUUAACUCGAUACUGCAGGCGCUGCUCGGCUGUUCGCCCUUCUACAAUCUGCUGCGCUCCAUACCCAAGCAGGCGGCGGUGAUGAGCGAGGUCAAGACUCCCACAGUGAACGCCAUGAUGUCGUAUAUGAGCAACUUUUCGUCGCUGCCGAGCGGCACUCGCCUGCGGCUGAACAACAAAGCUGCUCAGAUCAAGGGCAAGGAUGAAUUUGCCGGCGUUGAUCUGCAGUGCGAUUUGGCAUUUGAGCCCACGGAAAUCUACAAACUGUGGAACGACAGCCGCGAGGAGCACGUGGAGGGCAGACAGGAGGAUGCUGAAGAGUUCUUGGGCUACGUUCUCAACAAGCUGAACGAUGAGAUGCUCGAGAUUAUCAAGCUGAUUGCCAAGCCAAAUGCCCAACAGAAUGGUGUGGAGCAAGAACAGGAGAUCGAGGAUGGAGGCGACGAUUGGCAGAUGAUCUGCAACAAUCGCAACAAGGGCAGCAUUACGCGUCAAACUGAUUUCGGACGCACUCCGCUGAGCGAUAUCUUCCGGGGUGAAUUACGUUCGCGACUUCAACGUGAGGGCGAGCACUCCACAGAUGUUAUACAGCCCUUCUUUACGCUCCAAUUGAACAUUGAGAAAGCGGCCUCGGUGAAGGAGGCUCUGGAGAUACUCGUGGGUCGCGAUCAGCUGGAGGGCGUCACUGGCAGCAAGAGCAAACAAGAGGUGGUCGCCUGGCAGCAAAUGACGGUGGAAAAGUUGCCCAUCGUUUUGAUAUUGCAUUUAAAAUACUUUGACUACAGAUCCGAUGGCUGCACAAAAAUACUGAAGAAGGUCGAGUUCCCUGUGGAGCUCAAAAUCGAUGCCAAAAUACUCGGCUCGAAAAAGACGUCGCAGAAGCAGCGCACCUAUCGUCUGUUUGCGGUGGUCUAUCACGAUGGCAAAGAGGCCUCGAAGGGCCACUACAUAACGGAUGUGUUUCAUACCGGCUAUAACAACUGGCUGCGCUACGAUGACAGCUCGGUGAAGCCGAUCGGCGAGAAGCAAGUGCUGCAACCGCACACGCCGCGUGUGCCUUAUCUACUCUACUAUCGCCGCUUCGAUACCCUGCCGCAGGUGCAGGCUAGCAAUGGCGGUGGUGCCGGCAAUGCAGUAGGCGCCACCAACUCCCACGCACAUGCCCAUGCCUCAGCCAAUCCCGCGUCCACCACAGCAGCUGCUAACUCAGCGAAUAAUAAAUGAAACUAAGUUGUCAAAAUAAUGGCAUGCUCGGUCUAAGGGCUUGCCAGAGUUGGGUUUUUAAUGCAUAUACAUACAAUUUAUCGGUUAUAUUAUAUUUAAAUGCCUAUGUUUAAGCCCAAAGUCCAAAGCGCAUGUAUGUGUGAAUGGUAGUUGUAUUUGUGUGGUGAAUGCGUGUGUGUGUGCGUGCGUCUAAGCUUAAUAAAUAAUCACAACUCUUAGUUGGUAAGCUUUAGCCGUAAUCCUAAGUUGAUAAGAGUUUAGUUGUGCAACAAAGCAAAACAAAAAGCCAACUAGAAGUCGUUGUGACGAGAUCUUUGUACAAAACGUAGCGCUUGGGAUGGCUAAACAAAACAGCGAGCAAAUUAUACACAUAUAGACUAUAUAGUAAGUUUCUUAGAUUCAAACCAGCCAAUAUCUGUAAAUCCUGUGUGCCCCUCAAUCCUAUCUACAUGGCACAAAACUCAGAUGCGUGCAUACGUAGUUGUAGACCUCUUCAAUAUGACAAACAUUUAGAGCUCUAUAUGUACAUAGAUUCGUAGUAUACAUAUAUGAUAUGAUAUAUUAUAUACACAUUAAGAUGUAGAAUUUACUUGCAGUAAUUGUUUAUAGCAUGCAGCAUGCAUUUAGGCGACAGAGGAUACAAUCAGCCGUGCAUCAGGUUAAAAACAAUAAUCUUAUAUUGAAAUGCUUUGAAUAUGCUUUAAAACCAACAAACAAAAACAAACAUCUUUUGUAUACAAUACAAGACAUGAAAAUACAUGAAUAAAUAGCAUUAUUUUGUGUGUAAGUUCAAAAUAAGUGAAUGCAAAAAAAGAAAAAUGUAGGCGAUUUUUUUUUUUUAAUUAAUAUAGUUUGUUGCUUAGUUAGAUCCCAUAUUAAUUUUAAAACUACAUAUAUAACUUUUAUGAAAUCUGUUUGCAUCCAUUAUGAUAUUUUAGUAUCUGUUACGAAAAAUCGUGAAAUUGGCUCAUUCAUUAUACAUAUUUAAAUAUUCUAUUUUUUUGAGAAAUUGUUUUAUGUUUCGUUCCCAAUUACAAACAAACAAGAUUUCUAGUUGCAUAUGGAGUUAAUAUCACACAUUACGCAUAUACAUAAAGGUUCACAUAUAUUUUUUUUCUAAUUCAUAUAUUAUAUAUACAUUUACUAUAAAUAACGUGCCAAUGUUAAAAUUCUAUAAAAAUGUAAAAAAAAAAAAAUUAUCCAAAACAAUAAUUUUUGAUACUUGUGUAGUCAGUGACUUAUCAGAGGAAUAUUGUUAAACUUAGUUACAAACUUUUGUUGGAAUAGGUUUUAUAUAUAAUAAUCGAUGUAAAUUAACGUAAAACCUAUAUAAAACCAAUGCAAACGCGCCGACUUAGAAUUGUUAGAACCUUCAUCUGAAAGUAAUGAAGUUUAAACUUGCAAGUUAAAAACUCUAUUCUACAAACAAAUUGUUUAAAAAUAAUAUAUAUUUUUUAAAAUUAUAAAAUGAAUAAAAUUAAUGUUCUGCA
This is a messenger RNA of Drosophila mojavensis, 6630 nucleotides long. RefSeq names its product mastermind-like protein 2 (gene Usp10). Gene Ontology annotation, biological process: regulation of autophagy; DNA damage response, signal transduction by p53 class mediator; protein deubiquitination. Gene Ontology annotation, cellular component: nucleus; cytosol. Gene Ontology annotation, molecular function: cysteine-type endopeptidase activity; cysteine-type deubiquitinase activity. The transcript is spliced from 10 exons. Lineage: Eukaryota; Metazoa; Arthropoda; Insecta; Diptera; Drosophilidae. The record is from RefSeq and is a predicted model, not a curated record. Bases 524 to 5140 code for a protein of 1538 amino acids.